AUAAGAGUAAAUAAGAAAUGUAAUAGAUAGAGUAGUAUAAAUAGAAGGGGAAUGGGCAAUAAAGGGAGGCUGUUUUAGACUUGUCUUGGGACUUGGGAAGAUUAGAGAAUAGUUCUCUUCUCUUUGGGACUGGAUUGUACGGUAUACCUCCAUUUAUGAAACUGUUCAUUCUUCUGGUAUUAUUGCGCUACUCUAUCAGUGGUAUCAGAGACUGCUACGAUCGCUGGUGUGGAAUAUUUGUCGCUAAAAGAAAUAUGUCGCAGAUGGAGAAGACCCAAGAAAAGAUCGAACAAAAUCAACAAGCCUUCGAUGAUUGGGUUGCGGAGAUGUGGAGUAAAAUAAACAAGAUCGGUCAUCAACCGCGCAGGCGAACUAGAGACCGAGCGCGAAAUGUCCCUUCUGAUUCGCAGUCGCCAAAGGUUUCACGCGAAAAAAUGGAGAAGAUCGCGGAAAAGGUGGAGCGCGGAAAACUAGCGAAGGAGAAGCAUACGAAGAGCAAAGAAAAGGUAGAAAAGGAUGGGGCGAAGGAAAGGAGGACAGGAUUGGAGGAAUCGCAAACUGUUUCGCACUCGAGAAAGGAUUGGCGCGGAAAAUUGGGGAAGCUCGCAGAAAAGGUUGAGAGCGGAAAAGUGGAGAAAGAGAAGCGCUCAACCCUAGAAAAGGAUAAGCGCUCAAACAUGGAGAAGGAGACGAGCUCAAAACCAGAGAAAGAGAAGUCCUCAAACCUGGAGAAGGGGAAGCCCAAGCUGCGACAAAAAUGUCGUAGGCGAGGACGGUCAAGGACUGUGCAUCGCUUCUUGAAUUCGAAAAGCAAAUACCCUUCUCAGUCACAAGAUACUUCUUCCGGUCCUCUGGUUUUGACUAGAGCAGACAAAUCCAGUUCGAAAUCUCUAUUUGAAUUUCCAGAGUCGCAGCAGAAUUUGGUUAUUCAGCAGCACACCUAUGGAGAAGAGGAAUUCAGUGAUAAACCAUCAGUUAAUCUUGAACCUGAAGAUGGAACAGUUGGAUUUUCCAGAAGUGUGAUGUUUUCCAAGUACGAUCUUGACCAGUCAGACCUUGAAACCAAUAGGUUCAAGCUUCUUCACGUAUGCGAUAUUUCUUCUCAUCUUGCACAGAAGAGGAACUGGCCAAAUGUCUGCAAGACUGAAAUGAUGUAUCGCCAGUCAUCAAACAUUGUGUUGGAAGGAUUGAACAUCGUUUCUAUUGUUGAUUUGGUUCUCCAACCAUGUCCAUUGGGAGCUUCUGAAACUGGGUUACUUAAAAUCGAGGACAUAAUUUUAGGGAAUUCAUGCCUGGAACGAAAGAGAUCUGGUCCAGUGGUUCUUAAGGAUCGGGUUCAUCUUUUUUCUUGGGAAUCAUAUGCCAUUAUUCAAAUUGGGGUAGUGAUGAUUUCACAUGGAGGUCUUCUAAAUUGGAGGGAGGGUGUGAGCAGAAGAAGGCUUGCUAAGACUGAAAAAGGGGCUGAAAUAGCAGUACCUAAUCAGAAAUUGAUUACUGAGAAGCAUCUUAUCACCAUGUUUCAAGCAAUUUUGAAACCCAAAAUUGAAGAGGGACUUUCUAACCAUUAUAAUUCAAGGGAUCAUCAAUACUAUUCCCCAGUUGUUUCCUUUGUUCUUGUGAAUCUGAAGGGAAGGGAUCCAAGUACCCUUGAUUCCUCUACCAAUUUGUGGGUUGGUUUUUUAACAGGAGCACUCAGAAUUUCAGAUUCUUUAAAUGAGAAAACAAUGUAAAAUUUUGUGGAACAACAUAAUGAAGCAAAUGAAAAGGUGAAAUUAGAACAGGGUUGGAAAAUGGCCAUGUCGUAUAAUGGUAAUAGAUCUGUCUACGUGCAAGAAAACCAAUUUUGGAACUUUUACAUGGGAGAUGAGCUUUCAUGUUCUUUAGUUAUAUGAACUGCAGCUAGAAUUAUGCAUCUCAUUACUUGCUUGCUAAAACCUUUGAGGUUUUCCUUGUCAAAUGAGGUAAGUAAAGAAUUAAAAGAGGAAGAAGUUGAAAGGUACGUAAAGGAGCUUGCAUCCAAUACAGUAUUAGUUUCAGAGACUGGAAAAUAUGAGGAGCUGCAGAAAAGUGAAGAAAUAUUUUUUACUAUCAAGUGCUGGAAAGAGACUGAAGUGAAUGAAUCUUCACUGCUGAUUUCUUCGGCUACUGAAAGUUCUGAGAUCUUAAAAGAUCUCGUACGAAAGUCCCUAGUCCAUCAACCAGUCAAGUAUUGGGAAGGGUGAGGCGCAAGAAUGAAGAGGAAGCAGAAGAUCUUGGCUGCUUACUAUCGCCCACCUUGAGGGCAAGGUGGAUGUUUAGAGGGGGAGAUAUAUUAGGGACCUGGUAGAAUAAGAGUAAAUAAGAAAUGUAAUAGAUAGAGUAGUAUAAUUAGAAGGGGAGUGGGCAAUAAAGGGAGGCUGUUUUAGACUUGUCUUGGGACUUGGGAAGAUUAGAGAAUAGUUCUCUUCUCUUUGGGACUGGAUUGUACGGUAUACCGUCAUUUAUGAAACUUACUGUUUUCUGAAGCUAGCUUUACUGUUCAUUCUUCUGGUAUUAUUGCGCUACUCUAUCAGUCCUGAAACGGACAAAAAUGUAAACAUAUGAUUUAUCAUUACCAUGGGGCUGAUUUUCAUAUAUAAUGA
This is a messenger RNA of Cuscuta europaea, 2621 nucleotides long. NCBI's taxonomy places the organism in Eukaryota, Viridiplantae, Streptophyta, Magnoliopsida, Solanales, Convolvulaceae. The record is from the annotation of a GenBank genome assembly.